AUGGAACCACCCACCCCCACUAGAGACCACCCAUCACCGACCCACCUGGAACCACCCACCCCCACUAGAGACCACCCAUCACCGACCCACCUGGAACCACCCACCCCGACUAGAGACCACCCAUCACCGACCCACCUGGAACCACCCACCCCCACUAGAGACCACCCAUCACCGACCCACCUGGAACCACCCAUCCCGACUAGAGACCACCCAUCACCGACCCACAUGGAACCACCCACCCCCACUAGAGACCACCCAUCACCGACCCACCUGGAACCACCCACUCCCACUAGAGACCACACAUCACCGACCCACCUGGAACCACCCACCCCCACUAGAGACCACCCAUCACCGACCCACCUGGAACCACCCAUCCCGACUAGAGACCACCCAUCACCGACCCACAUGGAACCACCCACCCCCACUAGAGACCACCCAUCACCGACCCACCUGGAACCACCCACUCCCACUAGAGACCACCCAUCACCAACCCACCUGGAACCACCUACCCCGACUAGAAACCUUCCAUCACCGACCGACAUGGAACCACCCACCCCCACUAGAGACGUUCCAUCACCGGCCGACAUGGAACCACCCAUCCCCACUAGAGGCCACCCAUCACCGGCCCACCCAUCCUAG
Molecule: messenger RNA, 639 nt
Organism: Haliotis rufescens (red abalone)
Lineage: Eukaryota; Metazoa; Mollusca; Gastropoda; Lepetellida; Haliotidae
Product: extensin-like
Exons: 1
Coding region: 1-639 (212 amino acids)
Source: RefSeq, a predicted model, not a curated record